Messenger RNA from Gymnodraco acuticeps, 5210 nucleotides. It is a transcript of the gene per2, whose product is annotated as period circadian clock 2. Gene Ontology annotation, cellular component: nucleus; cytoplasm. NCBI's taxonomy places the organism in Eukaryota, Metazoa, Chordata, Actinopteri, Perciformes, Bathydraconidae. The record is from RefSeq and is a predicted model, not a curated record. Gene Ontology annotation, molecular function: transcription corepressor binding; transcription cis-regulatory region binding. Gene Ontology annotation, biological process: circadian regulation of gene expression; entrainment of circadian clock by photoperiod; negative regulation of transcription by RNA polymerase II.
CUGCAUGGCAGGGGGCUUUAUCCAGCACCGAUUAGAGAUGUCAGAUAGAGUCUGAUCAUGCUGAGUCAGGCGCAUUGCAGUUUGGUUUGAGAUCAAUAAUUUUUCAAUCAACAUCCUUGUGAAAUUGGGAUGAUAGCGUUUUUUUAUUAAUAAAUUACAAUUAUCCCGCAAAAAGCCCAGACCAGCAUUCCUCCUGAUGUCGGGAGAUUCAGACUCCAAGAACUACUGCUUCUCUGUGCUGCAGGACCAAGAUGGAACUUCCUGCAGCUCCAUGGCACAGCUGCAUCAGAUGGGCGGCUACAGCCAAGGUGGGCCUGACUUAGGCCUCCCAUCGGAGGGCAGCGACAGUAGAGGUCAGCACCCUCCUGCCUCGCAGCACAAGCAUCGCAAGAUCCCCCGCUCUCGAUCGCUCCCCGAGGAGGACAUGGAGAUGAAGAGCAGUGGCUCCAGCGGUAGUGGAACUGAAUCACACAGCAAUGAAAGCCACGGCAACACAAGCCAUGGCACUGAGAGUCUUGGCCAUGCCUCAAUGGGCAGCUCCAAUGGCACCAGUAAGGACUCUGCAAUACUGGAAUCUUCUGAAAGCAACAAAAGCUCAAACUCUCACAGUCCGUCUCCUACGAGCAGCUCCAACGCCUUCAGUCUGCUGAGCUCAGAGCAGGACAACCCAUCAACCAGCGGCUGCAGUAGUCAGGAGUCUGCCAAAGCUAAGACCCAGAAGGAGAUGAUUAAAACUCUGAAAGAGCUGAAGCUUCACAUGCCCACUGAGAAGAGACACAACAGCAAGUCCUCUACACUGAACACCCUCAAGUACGCACUGAGCUGCGUCAAACAGGUGGAAGCCAAUGAGGAGUAUAAGCUGCUGAUGACCAAUGACAGUCAACCUUCAGGCCAGGAUGUAUCCUCUUAUACGAUAGAGGAGAUAGACAGCAUUACUUCAGAAUACACCCUCAAAAACAAUGACAUGUUUGCAGUAGCAGUGUCUCUCACCACAGGAAGAAUAGUGUACAUUUCUGAUCAGGCUGCCUCCAUCCUAAAGUGCAAAAGAGACAUGUUUAAGAACAGCAAGUUUGUGGAGUUCCUGGCGCCGCAGGAUGUUAGCGUGUUCUACAGCUUCACAACGCCGUACCGCCUGCCCUCCUGGAGCAUGUGCACCGGAGCAGAGUCAUCACCGCCUGACUCCAUGCAGAAGAAGUCCUUCUUCUGUCGUAUCAGUGGUGGUAAGAAAAGCGAGGGCUUUCUGCAGUACUAUCCAUUCCGCAUGACGCCCUACCGGAUGAAGGUCCCAGAUACAAUGCAUGCUGAAGACCAGUUCUGCUGCCUCCUGCUGGCAGAGAGAGUUCACUCUGGUUAUGAUGCACCCAGAAUUCUAUCUGACAAACGCGUCUUCACCACCACACACACACCGAGUUGCUUGUUUCAGGAUGUUGAUGAGAGGGCGGUUCCUCUCCUUGGUUCUCCCCAAGACCUCAUUGGCACACAAAUUCUCCUCCACCUGCAUCCCAAUGACCGACCGAUUAUGUUGGCCAUUCACAAAAAGAUUCUUCAAUUUGCAGGACAACCAUUCGACCACUCCUCCAUCCGGUUCUGUGCGCGAAAUGGAGAAUACCUCAUUCUGGACACCAGCUGGUCCAGUUUUGUCAACCCCUGGAGCCGCAAGGUGUCCUUUGUUAUGGGAAGACACAAAGUGCGAAUGGGCCCUGUGAACGAAGAUGUUUUCUCGGCCCCUGUCUCAACUGUCAUUGAGAUGAAAACCAUGGACAAUGACAUCCAGGAGAUUACUGAGCAGAUCCACCGGCUCCUGCUACAGCCGGUCCAUAACAGUGGUUACUGCAGUCUGACAAGAAACGACCACCUUGUGGGCAUGAGCUCCUCUAACGAGAGCCUUAACAACAGCAACGGGGCCAAGAUCCAACAAGAGGAGGAGGAAGUGAGCGACAAAGCACGACUGCGGACCUUUCAGGAAAUAUGUAAAGGAAUACAUCUUCAGAAAAGCCUUGAGCAUCAGACAACCAAACCAGACAUCAAGAAAAGCAAUGGCAUAGAGUGUGAACAGAGACACUCGACGGCGGUGCGGCCCAAAGACUCGACGCCCCUCCACUGGAAAGACACUGGGGUCACGAUGGAGGAGAACCGGUCCUCCUCCAACGAGGACACGGUCUUCAAAGAUCAGAACGCCUACUCCUAUCAGCAGAUCAGCUGUCUGGACAGUGUUGUCAGGUACUUGGAGAGCUGUAAUGUUCCCAUCAGUAUGAAAAGGAAGUUCCAUUCUUCCUCUAACACCACGUCCUCUAACUCGGAUGAGGACAAACAGAAAGGACCUCACAGCAUGCAGGUGUCUGAAGAGAUCAUAGGGGAAUCCAGCCAUAGCCCCGGGGUUCCUCUCUGUGUCGUUUCACCUCCCAGUCACGAGAGGGAGUCCUAUAAGAAACUCGGGUUGACCAAGCAGGUUUUGGCAGCCUAUACGCAGAAGGAGGAGCAGACCUUUCUGUAUCACUUCAAGGAGCAUCGAGGACUUACAGCGCUUAAAGAAAACUGCUCUCAGUACCUGGAGCGUCAGAGGGAACAGAUCGCCAGCUAUGCUAUACCCGCUGCUCAGUCCUCCAAGCAGGAUGAACCGAGUGCAGAGCCCACCGCUCGGCGAGGCACACGGAACAAGAAGACCAAGUCAAAGCGGGCGAAGCAGAUGGAGUCCUCCGACAGCACCGUGUCCCACCACAGACAGCAACACCUGCGGUCCCCUCUCCUGACCCACGGCCUCAACCUGACCUCCUGGUCGAGCUCUGACACCUCGCAGUCAAACUUCCCCAUGGCCUACCCCUCAGUGAUGCCAGGCUACCCCCUCCCGGUUUACCCCAGAGCCAAUUCCAUGGCCCCCCGCACAGAUGCCACUCAUCAAGGCUUUGUGGACAAUCGGGGCACCCAGCCCCCUCCCUGCCCACAGCCCAUCCACCCUGCUCCAUUCAGCACCCCUAUGGUCACUCCUAUUGUGGCUCUAAUGCUGCCCAUGCCCUUCUCUCCAUUGGCCCCCUCACUGCAAUCUCCACAGCCAGUGUUCCACACAGCCACUGCUGGCUUCCCCACCCAAAUGCAGCCUUUUAGUCCGGUUGCCUUUCCAGUCCGGGUCCACUUCGCAGCUUCACCGUCCUUCACUGUCCAGAGCCAGUUCAACUCGAACCACUUUGCUCUCCAAUCGAACUACAUCCCCUCUGCGUUCUACUUUCCUCCAGUCCUGGAAACCUCAAAGGCGCCCGUGGUUGAGAGCCAGUCUCGCUCCUCCACGCCACAGUCUGGAGGCCCGGCGUCUCCACCCCUGUUUCAGUCUCGCUGCAGCUCACCCCUCAACCUGCUGGAGCUGGAGCUGUGUGUGGACCGGCAGGACUGCACAGCACUCUCCUCUGGAGGGCAAGGGAAUAAUAUGGCAGAAUGGGAGAUGGGAGCCAGUGGAAACCAGGCCAAAGAGAGGGAGAUGAAGCAGCCUUCUCUCAGUCUCCUUGGUCCACCUGGACCCUUGUAUUGCGAGGGCUCGCACUGUGUCUGUGAUCGUUUGUCUUGGGAUAAAGUGUGCUCUAGAAGGUCUUGCAGCAAAGAGACAAGUUCACGUGGCGAUGGGAACAACAGUGACGGCAACUCUUUCUCCAGCGACAUGUUGGACAUUAUUCUCCACGAGGACUCCGGCUCAGCCGACUCGGGCUCCAUGGGCUCCGGAUCGAACGGCUGUGGUACUUCAGCCAGUGGGACCUCCAAUAGCAGGACGUCUAACAGUAGGACAUCAAACAGCGGGACAUCAAAGAGCAGGACGUCAGCCAGUGGGACGUCUGGCAGUGGAAAAGGAAGCAACAACAGUAGUAACUACUUUGGCAGCGUGGACUCGUCCCAGAUCAGCCAGAAGGUCAAAGGUCACCUGAAUGGCAGCGACAGCAGGCCUUUGGAGAUGGACCAGAGUGAACAUUUCAUCACUGACAUCCAGAGAGUGCUCAGAGACGACAGAGAGAAGCUGAGGCUGCUGGAGAAGACAGAGGAGCAGAAGAAGGAGCUGAUGGAGGUGCACACCUGGAUUAAGAGAGGAGGUCUUCCAAAGGAGAUAGACAUCAAGGCGUGCUCCUGCUGUAACGGUGCCUCGGAGGCAGCAGCGGUGGAGGAGGAACAGGCAAACCUUGACCUCGGUGAAACGGAGGCGCUGGAGGAGGGCUGCCAGCGGAGGCCCAGAGAGGAACCCUCCAACUCUCUCUCAGAGACAACCAGCUAGAAAACAAACUCAUCAAUAUCUUCAAAGUGUCCCCUAUUACCCGUCAGACUCUGUUUCUGCACAACUGUGAAAAGUGGCCUUCUUUGCGUGAAGCAUCAAACAGGCCCUUUGCUCUUCUCACAACAUUCCUUACUGUCUUAAGUUAAAACUUGUGUUGAAUGUAAAUAUAUACGAGUGCUGGAUUCUGUGACUGCGUAUGAUCAUUCACUCAUUCCGUUUAGCGCUUAAUAUAGUGCAGCCUCUGCACUGAUAGGUCAUAGGUGAAACACAAUGUGUGCUUAUGCACCAGGCAGCACAGUAGAGGUCAAACACACACCGACAGACCAGAGGCUGCGUCACUCACGUGGCAAGAAGUGGCUCUUUGGUGUUCAAACUGCUGCGGUAAAAGAGUUGAUUCAGCUUUUUGUGACGUGAUUUUCUCAGUUACAACAACAGCACGCUGAGUCAGCAUGUGGUAAAAACAGGCGGAGUUACAUUUCAGGCACUCCUGUUCAGGCAUGCAUAGCCAUCAAGCACUAAAUGAACGCACAACUGCACUUUGUGAGCUACACAUGGAGGAAAAGAUGAGAGGUGUUGUGUUUAGUCACUAAUAGCAAAUUAAUGUCCAAAAUAUAAACUUUCUCCCGAAUGCAGCAGGCAUGGACUCACCAUCUGAAGCUUUUCACCAACUCCAUCCCCUGAAAACGUACUCCCAUACAAGGCAAUACUAAACGUACAAUAUUAUAUAUUGAACGUAAGUGAUGUAAUACUAUAACGUAUCAUAAAAUGGAAACGUUAAUGUGUUACUGAUCGCCAGUGCAAUGUAGGGGGAACGGGUGAAAAACCUAGAAUAAAGCUAGAUUUAUUCCAUGUUAUAAUGUUUAUGAGAAUGUAUCAUUAAAAGGGAGCUUUGUGUCACUUGAAACCUUAUGAUGCUUUAAGCCAGUGGUCCCCAAACUAAGUCCCGCGGGCCGGGUACGGC